CACUUAUUUAUUAAACCAUACAAAAAUGGCCACUCAACCUCCCCAAUCUACCCCUAUCACUGUCUCUGAACUCGCCAAAUAUAAUGGCUCUGACCCUUCUCUCCCCAUUUACGUGGCUAUCAAGGGUGAUGUUUUUGAUGUCUCAAAGAACACCAGUUCCUAUGGUCCUGGUGCUGGCUACAGUGUGUUCACCGGUAAAGAUUCUUCAAAGGCUCUUGGAAAGUCAUCAUUAAAGCCUGAAGAAUGUAUUGCUGAUUACAGUGAUCUCACUGAAAAGGAAUUAGAAACCUUGGAACAAUGGCACGCUUUUUUCUCUAAAAGAUAUAACAUUGUCGGAAAAGUUGUCCCCGAUAAUUAAAUAAAAUAAAAAUAAAAACAUACGCCCAUACAUUUUUGACGAAUUGAAUUAAGCGUGAAAACUGUUCCCUGCCUGUCUGGAUUUAAAGUCUUAAACUGUGCGAGUUCCUCCCCUCCCCUUCUGACCAA
Messenger RNA from Mucor mucedo, 486 nucleotides. Its product is annotated as cytochrome b5-like heme/steroid binding domain-containing protein. The transcript is spliced from 3 exons. The record is from RefSeq and is a predicted model, not a curated record. The coding region runs from base 26 to 358 and encodes 110 amino acids. Gene Ontology annotation, cellular component: membrane; endomembrane system. Lineage: Eukaryota; Fungi; Mucoromycota; Mucoromycetes; Mucorales; Mucoraceae.